Molecule: messenger RNA, 1548 nt
Organism: Harpia harpyja (harpy eagle)
Lineage: Eukaryota; Metazoa; Chordata; Aves; Accipitriformes; Accipitridae
Product: protein maestro-like
Exons: 7
Coding region: 89-1453 (454 amino acids)
Cellular component (GO): cytoplasm
Source: RefSeq, a predicted model, not a curated record
UACCAGCAACCCUUGGGCAUCUGGCAUCGAGGGAGCACGGGGACCCUGGGUUUCCUCCUGCUGUCAGUGGCCUGAGGCAUGGCAAAGGAUGAAAAUGUCCCUCUUCAUGGACAUGGAGUUUGGGAUGAGUGAACCAACACCUCUCAAGGCAGCAGAGCCUUUUAGCUCUGCUACAGACAAAUCUUGCCUGGAAGCGCUGCGAUCUGAGAUGUCUUUGGGCUUUCUUUUUACCAGCCCUUACUGUGAGGCUUUAGAGCUGGUGCUGAGCAGAUGCAUGGAGAAGAGAUGGCUGCUGCUGCUAUGGAGGCAGGGAGCGUGGGCAUCCCUCAAAAACCCGCAGGCUCACGCUGAUGGUGUGUGUCUCCUGACGAGUGUCCUGCUUCACAACCAGCUCGUCACAAGGGGCGUGAUAUGGGCCCUCUCCCAGUGGCUGAACUCCCCCUCGGGAAACCUGCAGCUCACAGCGACAGCUUUCUUUGCUGAGCUGAUGAAGGAUCCGCCAGUCAUGGAGAAGAAGUUCCUGGAAAGUGUCCUAGGUGUCUUGGUGGAGAAGUCACAGCACGGAAUCGGCGCCGUGCGGCAGAUGGCAGUGAGAGGCCUGGGCAACGCCGUCAGGGGAGCACCCAAGGAGGUGCACAAGCACAAGGCGGCCAUCCUGGAGGUGCUGCAGAGGGGCCUGGAGAACACCACGUGUCCUGUGGUGGCUGCUGAGAGCAUGCUGGCGCUGGCUGAGGUGGUGAGGAAGCUGAAGGCAGAGGGCUUGGGGUCUGCCUUCAAAGAUAUUGCCAGGUCCACCAAGAUGUUCUUGGAGGCGGAGCCAGAUGUCCUUCGCUUCUCAGCCUUCAGCCUCUAUGCUGUCCUGGCCUCCUCCGCCUCAGGGAAAAGAUCAUUCUUCACCAGAGAAGUGUGGGAGACCUGGGUCAGCCUUCUCUUGCACCUCCGGGAUCCUGACCCUGAAGUUUCCAAUGUGUGCAGGACCACUCUCUACGUCUGCGCUCCGUUUCUGGUGCUGGAGCGGGUGCAGGAGAGCAUCGUCACCUCCAUCGGGCUGAGCGCAGCCCAGCUGCAGUACGAGGUUUGCCAUUGCCUGGUCAGAGAUGCCCCUGCUAUGUUGGAGAAGCUCCACAGCAUCGCCAGGAGCCGCCGCCUCGAGAACGGCCAAGCGCUGCACCCUGCCGCCGUUGCAGUCCUAGGUGAGAGUCAGGGCUGGAGCCCGAAGCUGCGCUUCCCAAAGAGACAGCCACAGGGGACCGCGCUUUCCCCGUCCGCCCAGGGAGACCAGGGCCAGCCUUGGCAGGGCAGCCGCAGAAGGCUUUGCUCAGGGCUCAGGGCGAGCGUAGGAGAAGGCGACGGCGUGCAGAGCCGGCACUGGUGGGGUGGCUGGGCCCCGCACGAAGCGAUGCUCAGCUCUGCCUGCUGCUACGUCCCGACUGUAAAGUUCGGAUCUUUCUAGCCUUCCCCUCCAGCUCCCCGAGCAUGUCCCGGGUGUAGGGGAGGGCCACAAGACAGGGCUGGAGGGCAAUGCUCUGACAUUUGCCUCUUUGUCCC